This is a messenger RNA of Blepharisma stoltei, 1795 nucleotides long. The record is from the annotation of a GenBank genome assembly. NCBI's taxonomy places the organism in Eukaryota, Ciliophora, Heterotrichea, Heterotrichida, Blepharismidae.
AUGGAAUACCAAGAAGUUCAACCGUAUAAUAAUUUUGAGAAUUCAAAUGCUGAAAUAUCCCAUACACUUCUAUGAAGCUAUUUAACUUUAUUUCAAUUAAAUAGUGUAGCACCACUGAAUAUACAAGUUCCUGAAACAAUUAUUAUUGGGUUUAAGUUUCCCAGCAAUGCUUAUAUGCACAAUAAACUAAAUGGAGAUUUAUGUUUUGAGAGUUUAUUAAACGAAGAAGGAAUUCACUCAAUUGCUAAAAAAUGAGGCAAAGCUGCAGAAAACACUUCAAACCCUGUUGCUGAGGCUAAAUAUAUGGUAAAUUCAACAAUUCAGUCCUAUUCGUUAAUUUCAGAAAAUUCCAUAGUGAGCGAAUCGACAUAUUUGCAAUUUCGAAAUAAAAUUAUUCAGCAAUACAUUUCAAGUGAAAAUUUAAUAAAAACAAACUGAAACAGGAAAAAAAAAACUUUCGAAAUUGAGCAUUGUAAUUUCCAGCCAAAAUUUAAUUUAAAGUUGAGUUCAACCUCUAGAAACUCUUUACCGAAUAUCCGAGCACAAAGCCCUACACCAACUCUACAAAAUAAAACGAUGAAGAAUGGCUUAGGUAGGUUGGAUAAAGAAAGGCUUAACUCCAGAAACAAAAAGUGUGUUCAAUAAAGGCGAUUAUUUUUUUUUAGAAAAAUAAUUUUCUAUAAAACAAUUUAUUAAUUUAAAGUGCUAGCUUUGUUGAAAUAGUAGUCAUAAAAUAAAAUAGCAUUUGAUUAAAGAGAAAUUAGUUUUGCUGAUUUUCUCUCCCUUAUAGAAUUUAUUUAUGGAGGUUUUUUUUCGACCGAGAACUUCUGUGCAGCAAAAGCGUUAAAUUUGGAAUAACCAGAGUAACUACUCCUCAGUGCAGACUUAGGCACAUCUGAGGAGGUUGACUCUUAGGCGGGACAUGCUCCAGGAGCUGAGUCAGGCAGCAGCAACAGUAGCGCCAGAUGUGAAGCGUUGAUCAGGGUGGUUGAUCGCUUAUUUGGGAUGGUCUGCCCUUCUCGGUCAAAAAUGCUUGUGGCGUCACCAUUUUGGCUCUGUCCCAUGAGUUGGAGUGUAGCGUUAGACGCCUUAAACACUUUAAUUAAUAUAAUGUUUUAAUAGUAUUUCUUGCACUAACCCUUUAAAAACAAAUUAUAUGCAAAUUUUGAUUUUGAGGAGUAUCAAAACAUAAUUUUUGUUCUAAUUUAAAGAGCCAAGUAAUAGAAAUUUUAAAGAUAUUUUGCUCAAUUUAGAGAAUGCUAGUAAGGAAAAUUCUUUUUAUUUAAUCCAAAAGCUUUAUUAUUUUUUGAAAAAAUUCAAAAAAGUAAAGCUUGACGCUUUGAGUUUAGUUUUUGCGAAAAGUUAUAAUAGAGAUUGAAUGCUGAUGUAUAUAGAUAGUAUAAAAUGCCGAAAGAUGGCUGGAAGGCCAAAAUUUUUGCCACUUGUUUUGAACUCUCCUUGCCAAAUCGUACACGUUUCACCUUUUGAAACUGGAAUCGAGGAUAAAGAAGAAGAAAUCAGGUCUUUACUAGAAGAAGUCAAAAUUUUACAAGAGAAAAUGAGCGAGUUGAUAAUAAACGAAGAAAAAGAGCAAGUAAGAGAAGACAAAAAAGGAAAUUUCGCAAUUUUUAUACGAGCACUCAAAGGAAAACGAACCACAAAACCAAGAGACCCGACACAUCCUACAGCAAAAAUGAUACCAUCUCAUGAGAAAUGGAUUGAAGAUGAACUUUCUCGAGUUGCAAAUCUAUUAGAUGGCUUUAAAAGCAGCUCAUUGUCAUCUUUCUUUAAUUAA